Messenger RNA from Mucor mucedo, 2473 nucleotides. RefSeq lists its product as uncharacterized. Gene Ontology annotation, biological process: protein deubiquitination. Gene Ontology annotation, molecular function: zinc ion binding; cysteine-type deubiquitinase activity; protein binding. The record is from RefSeq and is a predicted model, not a curated record. The transcript is spliced from 10 exons. NCBI's taxonomy places the organism in Eukaryota, Fungi, Mucoromycota, Mucoromycetes, Mucorales, Mucoraceae. The coding region runs from base 68 to 2404 and encodes 778 amino acids.
CGAAAAAAAAAAAAAGUCGAAAAAAAAAAAAGAAUCUUAUGCAUUUGUAGUUUCUUUAUGCUAUAAAAUGGUUUGCUCACAUAUUGAAAACGCUUCGUUAACACCUCCUUCUGCUUACACACAAGUACAUAAAGAAGAAUGUACUCAAUGUUUUGACAAUCAAGAUGGACCUGAAGGUAUUGAUGUCUGUCUAUCUUGUUUUAACGGUGGAUGUUUAGACACACAUAGACAUCACGCGUUAACUCAUUACCAAUUGACGCAGCACCCUUUGACUGUCAAUAUUCGUCGCCUCGUAGUCAGCCAACCCAAAAGAGUCAACGACGAUGGAACUCCACCACCCCAAAAAAUUAGCAAGAUUGCUAUUGUUAUGGAAAAUGAAGAGCCUCAAUACGAGUAUGUCACUAAAGUCCGUUGUUAUGCUUGUAACGGUUCUGAAGAAUCGAAAGAAAGCACACCCAAGUUGAACGCUAUUGUGGAUGCUGUUUUGUCCUCACUUUCAUCUGCUAAACAAUCUGAGGUAAAAGCAUGGGAAGAGGUGAUUACACCCUGCGAGCACACACUUUGUCUCGUCCAAGAUGCGCCCAAAAAAUUACAGCAACAGGAUUUGGCACAUUGUGCAGACUGUGAAUUGAAUGAAAAUUUAUGGUUAUGUUUAGCCUGUGGUAAUUUGGGUUGUGGACGUAAACAAUAUGAUGGUUCAGGAGGAAAUAAUCAUGCAAUUGAUCAUUUCGAAAAAACCGGUCAUGGUGUCAAUGUUAAAUUAGGCACAAUCACUGCGGAAGGAACUGCCGAUAUCUAUUGUUACAGUUGUGAUGAAGCCAGAUUGGAUAAUGACUUGGCUACUCACCUUGCUAAUUGGGGUAUCAAUGUUGCUCAUCAAACAAAAACCGAAAAGAGCAUGACCGAAUUACAAUUAGAACAGAACAUGAAGUUUGAUUUCAGCAUGACUACGGAGGAUGGUAAGCAAUUAGAGCCAAAGUUUGGUCCUGGAUACACAGGGCUUAAGAACUUGGGUAAUAGUUGUUACAUGGCUUCUGUGCUUCAAUCCGUCUUCAACAUUGAAUCAUUCCAAGAAAGAUACUUUAAGCAACUAAACGAUCAUGCCAUGACAUGUACGACAGAUCCUGCAACAUGCUGGUACUGCCAACUUCAUAAAUUAGCCGACGGUCUUUUAUCAGGUAGAUAUUCACAACCGCUUAUCAACGACGAAGGUGUAAAGUACCAAGAGGGGAUUGCACCUGGUAUGUUUAAAGCGCUAGUAGGAAAAGGUCACGAGGAGUUUUCCACGAUGCGUCAGCAAGAUGCCUUUGAAUUUUUCCAGUACCUGUGUAAAACGAUCCAACAAAAGGAGCACGUUUCUAACAAUGAUCCUACCAAGGCUUUUGAUUUUGUCACAGAGCAAAGACUUCAGUGUACGAAAUGUAAAAAAGUAAGAUAUCAAAAGGACAAGACAAGCAGUAUUUCUGUCAGCGUACCUGCCCACAAGAUCCAAUCCAAUGGAGAAGGAGAAGCCGCUGAUGCUUAUGAGCCCGUUGAAUUUUUAGAGUGUCUCGACAUCUUUGUUAAGGACGAAAAUUUCGAUGGGUAUAACUGCUCAAAUUGUAAGGAAAAAACCACGGCUACUAGAUCCGUCAGAUUCAGCACUUUCCCUGAAAUUUUAGUGGUCAAUCCUCGUCGUUUCGCUUUCAUCGAUUGGGUACCUCAAAAAUUAAAUAUUGCUAUCAAAUUUCCUGAUGGAUUGAUUCAACUCGAUAAGUAUAUCAGUCAAGGACAGCAACCUGGAGAGGAAACAUUACCUGAGGAUGAAGAUACUUCUAGUAAUUCUUCCGAACUUACAUUUAACCAAAAUGAUAUCGAUCAACUCAAAUCCAUGGGAUUUUCCGAGAAUCGUUGUAAGAGAGCUUUGUUAAAUACAGGUCACAAUGGCGCUGAUAUUGCCAUGAGUUGGAUGUUCGAACAUAUGGAAGAUCCUGACAUUGAUGAUCCUUUGCCUGCUACUACUGCAUCUCAUGCUGCUUUAAGCAGUGGACCUUCUGAGGGUCAAAUUUCUACUUUGCAAGAUAUGGGAUUCUCUGCCGCCCAAGCAAAGAAAGCAUUACGUGAGACUAAUAACGAUACGGAAAGAGCUUUGGACUGGUUAUUUAGCCAUCCUGAUGACAGUGGAGAGGAGUCCACACCAAUGAACACGACAGGGGAAGCGGUUGUAGUUGGAAGUGCUACAGCACCAUUUAACUAUAAAUUGGAUUCGUUUGUAUCUCACAAGGGAACGUCUGUCCAUUGUGGUCAUUAUGUUUCGCACGUGCAUAAAAAUGGAGAAUGGGUUUUAUUCAAUGAUAAUAAGGUUGCGGUAACACCAAACCCACCCAUUGGGGAAGCUUAUUUAUAUUUUUUGCAAAGACAGUAAACGCUUUCAGCUUGAUUAAAGAUUUUAUUGGCGGAAAAUAAAUAAAUUGUUAUAUAUAUAAAAAAAAGA